UAGCGUUUGUUUGUUUGUGUUCUCGCUGUGUCUUGCCUUUGCAAAUCGCAUAGAGAAUCGCGUUGUACGGUUUUAAAGUUUGAUCAAUUUUAAAAGCUUUUCGAAUCCUGUUGAAUGCACCUUCUACAACCAGUAUUCGUCAAGAUCAGCAACGCUCGUCGUUUAGUAAGUACCAGGUCGCAGAAUGACCGAUGCGCGAAGGGGCUUGUCACUUGUGAUGUGGAGUUGAAAAUUAUCUGGUCGAGCGACUGAUACAGAAUGAUCCGUGAUGUGGAUACGCAGCCGGACGAUCCCAGCUGUCAUCGUUUUCCUGUCCGGGACAUUGUUCAGGAAAUCAUUCGCUCGUCCCGUUUAACCUUCGAAGAUGAGACCGCCGUUCGUCAUCACCUGAUUGUGGCCAAGCGAAGAGAAAGCACAGUACCUUCGUGGUUACGCCUGGUUGGAGCUGCAGCCGUGUCUAGUCUUCCUUUUGCUGUACCCUACGUCGCUGGGAGUGUUUUCGUUGGACGCCAGACUCUGCGUCAGUACCCCGUGCAUGUUGCAGUCAGUGUGGGAGUCGGCGUUCUUGGAAUCAGUGCCAAAGUGGGACGAUUCGUCCUUCGAAAGUGUGUUAUUGCCGAGGUUGGCCGCUUGAUGCGCUUACUGCAAGAUACGGCGAGUUUAUCCAAGCGCAUUUCGCGCUGGGUGCAGGAUAACGAAGUGAUACAGAGAGGUUUCGUCCUUAUGCAGACACAGCCGCGGGAGGAUGUCAAUGGUGCCAGCAAGGUCCUGUCGGCAAGAGCAUGCCUUCGCUUGCGCCGUGCCGUUUUCAUGGAAUCUCGAUUUAUGGUUUUCGUAUUGCGAGCAGCUGCCGUUGAUCUGCUACAAAAAAUUAAACGAGAAACGCAGUUGGACAACACGGAGAAUCACAUCUGCCUGAUCCCUCUGGAGGAAUUUGGGGAAUCUUUGAGCAUUCCCGAAGAUGAUUUGGAGCCGCUGUAUCUCGCCACUGAUGGAUUUUCCUUACAAGCGCUGAAAUCUCUUACAGGAUUGCUAGAUCUUCAAGUUUCGGAAUACGCAAAGUUGCUAUGCGAGGUGUCCAUAAAAGGACAUGAUUAUCUCGGGGAAAUUGAUUUUCUGAGACGUCUUAGAGAAGUGCACCGAUUGUUGCUGGAUGCGUUCAAUCGAAUGGAGCUGGAGUACAAGUUUGAGACAGAUGAACCACUGGAUCCCAAAGCCCGCCGGAGCUCUGCGAAAAAUUCGUUUGCUCCUCCGGAUUAUUGGAAAAGCUUGGAGCUGCAUCUUAUGGCUGGAUUGAAAAGUGUCAGAACUCUGGAGAGCGAAAACUGUACUGAAAACGAACUGCAAAAAGUCAUGCAGCAAGAUAUGUUGGAGAAGCUGGGUUACCAUGUGAAAUGUUGCAGCAUGUUGCUGGAUCACUUGAAACGACGCAGCAUAGUGGAUGACCAGUCGCGAGAGACAAGCGAAGCCGAUGUUUCACCUACCAAAUCUGAUUUCGAACUGAAGGAUGUGGUGAAAGCCGACGACGAUAUUGGCGUGCAGGACGAGAUUUUUGAGGCUUUUAUUCUGGGUGAUGCAUCUGGUGACUACAGAGGUGAACCGGUCAGAUCCGAAAUGAAUGACUACCAGGAGCAAAAACAACAAACCAAACUGGUACUGGAAGAAAUUAAGACGCUACUGAGCGUGAGAUCUCAGGAGUGGAAGCAGCGAGAAAAUCGCGCUCGAGAGCGCAAAGGCCUUCCGCACGCCGAAGAAGAGGAUUUCGGAAGCAGUCCCAGUAUCACGGAAACAUCCGCUGACGACUUUACUUCGGCAAUAUUGCGACCGAAAUUACCGGAAACAAUUGGUGAUUAUGUCACACCCGUAGAUGUGGCCAAUAUUGCUGCUGCGUUGAGUUCUCAGUGGCGAAGUGGUGCCGAGGAAAAUUUUGGAUACGGUGAUUCGGAAUCGGAAACAGAGGAGCCGAAAGCUGGUGAAUGAGGUGGUUUAUGGAAGAACUGAUAUUUGACAGCUGGGGAAAAAGUUUUAUUUCAAAAGCUCAUUAAAUAUUCAUAUCGGUAUUUCGUUAUUCGUUGUUGUUUGCCAUUGUUUUGUAUUUUUGUACUGUGGCGAGUUGUAUAUAUACGUUUGUGAAUGUUUGUUAUUGAUUAGCAGUGAUUGUUUAUCCUGGACGCAUGAAGCUUUUAAGUUAAAUUAAAUCGGUUAAAAUUUG
Molecule: messenger RNA, 2212 nt
Organism: Paramacrobiotus metropolitanus
Lineage: Eukaryota; Metazoa; Tardigrada; Eutardigrada; Parachela; Macrobiotidae
Product: vezatin-like
Exons: 4
Coding region: 259-1980 (573 amino acids)
Biological process (GO): cell-cell adhesion
Cellular component (GO): plasma membrane
Molecular function (GO): myosin binding
Source: RefSeq, a predicted model, not a curated record